GGAAGAGGUGUACUCCGUGCAUGGUGUACCUGUAACAACUACUAUCAGACCACUCAGAUUUACCAGAACAUUGUUGCAACUGACACAAUACUACUGUUGCGCACCUCCAAACUUGUGGUUGUGCCUUGAUCACAACCAGGAGGCUGGGAUCAUACACCUUAAGGGACCGACAUCAACCUGAUCUCUUCCACACAAUGACCACCUUAAGACAAAGCCACUUUGGGGAAAGUUUACAGUUUAUCAACCAGCAUCGUUCCCGGCAUACUUCAUCCUGCACCGUUCUCGUCACAGGCGCAACAGCCGGUAUAGGAAAGGCGGUGGCUGAAUAUCUUCUCGCUUCAAGCGCACAGCAUUUGCUCGUCUUGACUGGGCGCAAUGAAGAUGUGCUUCACGAAUUUCGGUCUCGCUAUCCGGACCGUGUGAUCACAGAGGCAGGAGACAUGUCAGACCUGCAAUUCGUCAGAUCUAUCGCACAAAGUAUCCAGCUGGAAGGACGUCUUGACGGGUUGGUGCUUAAUCACGGCACGAUGGGUUCGUGUUUCAGGAUCGGCCAAAUGGAAGUCGAAGAUUGGGAAGAGACCUUCAGAGUCAAUGUCACGAGCUGUGUCGCAUUGAUCCAGUCCGCGCUUCCCCUUCUAAGAGCAUCACAAGGUCGGAUAGUCUUCACCUCUUCGGGAGCCGCAACCAACGGGUAUUCGGCAUGGGGUGCCUACGGCGCGAGUAAAGCUGCCAUAAAUCAUCUUACACUCACACUGAAGAACGAAGAGCCUGAGGUAACGACAGUUUCGAUUCGACCAGGUGUUGUCGAUACAGCCAUGCAAGGUGAUAUCAGAGAGAAGUUCCUCAAAAACAUGGACGAGAAGGACCAAGUCAAGUUUUCGACUGCAAAGAAAGACGGAAAGUUAUUGCCGCCGAAUAAACCAGGUGAGGUCAUUGCAGAACUUGCAAUCAAUGCGGAUGAAGGAUUGAGCGGAAUGUUUUUAAGCUGGGAUGACCCAAAACUAGCGCAAUACCGAUCAGGCUGAGGUCGUCUGCGAAUUGGGACGGUAUCAUGGCGAGAGUAAACUACACGGAAGCCAUUGACUCUGCUCACCCCUUCGAGCAGCUUCGGAGCAAGCUGUGUGACCAACGGAGAAGUUCAAGGUCUCCUUCCUUGGAUACAAAGACACGACGACUGUUGAUACUCCGGUUCACCACCGAGACUUCAACCUACAUUAGUAGUCAUUUAUACUUUCUCCAGUGUUUUCGGUAUCUUCCACAAACUCCGAACACCGAACGAAAACGGGCGGGGUCGGCCUGGAUGUCCUUUGCCGUGUCCAUGCCACGCUGCAAUUAGACUCAUUCUUCAUAAACUUCUAACAACAAGCACGU
This is a messenger RNA of Exophiala viscosa, 1371 nucleotides long. RefSeq names its product short-chain dehydrogenase/reductase. The record is from RefSeq and is a predicted model, not a curated record. Bases 195 to 1025 code for a protein of 276 amino acids. The transcript has 5 exons. Lineage: Eukaryota; Fungi; Ascomycota; Eurotiomycetes; Chaetothyriales; Herpotrichiellaceae. Gene Ontology annotation, cellular component: intracellular anatomical structure. Gene Ontology annotation, molecular function: oxidoreductase activity, acting on NAD(P)H, oxygen as acceptor.